AACUUCGUUGGGGGCCGACUAAAAUGGAAGACCGAAAUCUUGAAAAACUGCAAGCCAAGUAAGAAAAUGGCUUAUAUAAAAUGGAUGGCGCAAAGGCAGAAGUAUUCAGUGUUUCCGUAGAUACCAAGAUGGGCGCCUUUAAAAAUUCCCUGCUGCUGCUGACACUUCUGCUAGCCAUCCAUUUGGAGGCAUCCAAGAUAGUCUACAAGAAGCCGCUCUAUGGCAAUAGCAACAUCAUCAAGGACAAGCGUAUAAAGACGAAGCCCGUCAAACUGGAAACCAGCACCAUGAGCAGCACUGGUGUUGCAAGUAGCAGCACAACAGCCGAAGAGGAUUGGCCCACGGCCGUUGAGUUUGUGAUUAUGACAACGCCCGCAAGCGAAUUGGAAGCCAGCACGGAAACCAUUGGUAACAAUGGCACCACCGAAACGACCGUUGGCGAGGCACCCAUCAUCGGAUCGUCGGAAGGAUCCACACGAUCGAUGGAGCCAACCACCGCGAGUCCGCUGAUGAGCACAAACCCAUCGAGCAGCAGCAGUCUGGUUAGCACCAUUCCCUUGCCACCGACAGCGGGACUGCCUGUGCAGGAUAAUCAGCCAGUGCCGUGCACAUGCGGCGUCUUCCUCUCCUCGCAAAUCCCAAAUGGCUUGCCGACAAAGCCACUUAUCCACCAGGAAUUGGAUCAUAUGUUUCCCUGCAAUGCCAUCGGUCGCAAGCAGUGUCAAACCAAAUGCCUAGAGACGAUCGUACAACAUCUGCCGAAUUCCGCAAAUAUAGUAUGCUCCGCACUGGGUCACGAUUGUCACAAGGAACGGGCCUAUUUGUUCAUCAAGAACUGUCACAAUCAAUGGGUUAAUACCAAUCUGCAGGCGGGCAGGGAGUACUGUUGUCGCUCUGGCGUUCCCUACCGUUGCCCAUUGAUGGGUUAAGCACUGUGCAAAUGAAAUAAAUAUAUGAUAUGAC
Messenger RNA from Drosophila melanogaster (fruit fly), 963 nucleotides. It is a transcript of the gene Fcp3C, whose product is annotated as follicle cell protein 3C. The record is from RefSeq and is marked reviewed. The transcript is spliced from 3 exons. Lineage: Eukaryota; Metazoa; Arthropoda; Insecta; Diptera; Drosophilidae. Bases 81 to 929 code for a protein of 282 amino acids.